Molecule: messenger RNA, 1869 nt
Organism: Podospora bellae-mahoneyi
Lineage: Eukaryota; Fungi; Ascomycota; Sordariomycetes; Sordariales; Podosporaceae
Exons: 3
Coding region: 1-1869 (622 amino acids)
Biological process (GO): polysaccharide biosynthetic process
Cellular component (GO): membrane
Molecular function (GO): acyltransferase activity, transferring groups other than amino-acyl groups
Source: RefSeq, a predicted model, not a curated record
AUGCUUGGUUCAACGUUCAGGCCCCUGGCCCCUUGGAUUGAUAUCUCGGAUGAAACGCCAGGAACCGAAAAUAACCGGCGGAAGGGUACGACUGUUGGUGACCGUGGAGAGUUGACGCUAGACGCUAGCCACCGUUUCGUCUUGCCGGCUGGUCAAAUACUCGGUGCCGUCUGGGUCCUGUACCCGUUUUUCCCCCUGACCGGAAACAACAAGCAAAUCAUGGCGGAAUACACCCCCCUCACAUAUCAGGAAACCCUCAGCCUCCCCUCUUCUUCUUCUUCUUCCUCCUCAUCCUCCUCCUCCUCAUCAUCAUCAUUUGACGAAACAGAAAAGUUCAUCCCCGACCUCGAAACACACGACCCCCUUUUCACCCUCCCGCCACCAUCCCCCUUGCCUCCCCGUCACCGCCCACCACGCUCCCUUUUGAAACGCACCCUCAUCUUCCUACUACCCUCCUUCCUCCAACCAGGCUACGUCCCACCAAUCCCCAAGUCCCCCACCGCCUACCUCGACGGCAUCCGCGGCCUGGCCGCUUUAUUUGUCUUCUUCUGCCACUACCUCUACACCUGCUACACCAUCGCCACCGGGUACGGGUAUGUCCCCCCACCUCCCUCCCUCGACGACAGCGACGGUGACUUCCACAAUGCAUCCUCCUCCGGCCCCUACAACGAAUCCCCCUUCCACAGCAGCACCACCACCACCACCUCCCUCCCCCCCAACCCCUACACACCAAACCACCUCCACCCUUUCAAGCUCCCCUUCAUCCGCCUUUUGUACUCCGGCCCCCCGAUGGUGGCCGUGUUUUUCGUCAUCUCGGGCUACGCUCUAUCCCUCAAGCCCCUCACCCUCCUCGCCUCCCAAAACUGCUCGGCCUUCUCCACCGCCCUAUCGAGCCUCAUCUUCCGGCGCUGCCUCCGCCUGUUCCUCCCGCCGGCGAUCUCCGCUUUCUUCGUCGUCAUCCUCACCCGGAUGGGUGCCUACACCGCCAUGGGUGACUUUGCGCACGAUGAGGUCUACGUUCGGAAUGUUCAAGAGACGCACUAUGAGGCGCUGAACUCGACGGCAGAGCAGAUGCUGGACUGGGGAAAGGGGGUGGGGGAGUUUGUGCAUGUCUGGGAUUGGGAGGUGGCGGGCGGGCUGACGAGGAUGGAUGUUCACCUCUGGACUAUACCUGUCGAGUUUAGGGCUAGCAUGAUUUUGUUUUUGGUGCUCCUCGGGACGGCGAGGGUGAAGAGGGGGGUGAGGCGCUGGGCUGUGGGGGGAGGGGUGGUGGGGUAUUGUUUUGGGAGCGGGAGGUGGGAGGUGGUGCUUUUCUUGUGGGGGAUGGGGUUGGCGGAGCGGGAUGUGUGGAGCAAGGACAGGAAGAGAAAGCAAGGAGGGGGGUGGGGGUGGGUGGUGGUGAGUCUGGUGGGGUUGUGGUUCAUGAGCCAGCCUGAUGUGGGGAGCGAGAGGACGCCUGGGUGGGUGAUGCUUACGGACAUGAUACCGGGGUGGUGGGAGGAGGAGGAGAGGUAUAGGUACUACCAGAGCCUCGGGGCGGGGUUGUUUGUGAUGGCUGUGGGGAGGUGUAAGGGGUGGCAGGGGUUUUUUGCCUGGGGACCGGUGCAGUAUCUGGGACGGAUUAGCUAUGCGAUGUACUUGAUGCACGGGCCGGUGUUGCAUACAUUUGGGUAUGCUGUUGAGAGGUUUGUCUGGACGAGGAUCACGGGGGUGGAGACGGAGGGAAGGUAUGACCUGGGCUUUGGUCUGGCGGCUCUGGUGAUUGUCCCGGCGGUGAUCUGGGUGUCGGAUAUAUUCUGGAGGGGGGUGGAUGCCCCGGUCGUGAGGUUCGCGAGAUGGGUGGAGGGGGUGUGUUCUGUCAAGGAGUGA